Molecule: messenger RNA, 2040 nt
Organism: Nelumbo nucifera (sacred lotus)
Lineage: Eukaryota; Viridiplantae; Streptophyta; Magnoliopsida; Proteales; Nelumbonaceae
Gene: GUS3
Product: glucuronidase 3
Cellular component (GO): plant-type cell wall; membrane
Molecular function (GO): beta-glucuronidase activity
Source: RefSeq, a predicted model, not a curated record
AAAUAAAAGUGAUCCAAAGAAGAAGAUAGUUUGAAUUUCUACUUCUCGAAACAAACGAAGAUUCUUAAUUCUUUGCUGGGUGUUGUUAAAAGCUUGAAUCCACUCCCACCUUUCCUUCUUUUCUUAUUUAAUUUUUUCCUUUCCUCCAAUGGGCAGCUUUAGACUCAACUAGUUUUGCGCUUUCAUGGGGGUUUUCGCCCAUUGAGAAGGAUUAGAAUCCUUAGGCCUCAGCAUUGAUUGAAACUCUGAAUCCCGUAAUGGGUUCUCAGUUUCAGUUUCUGGGUCUGUACUUCUGGGUGGUUUUCUGUAUUUACAGUUCGAUAACAGUGGAGUCACAGAAUGUAUCAGGAGGUGGAACUAUUGAAGGUACUGUCUUAAUUAAUGGAAGCGCUUCCAUUGGGAGGAUAGACGAUGAUUUUAUUUGUGCCACAAUGGACUGGUGGCCACCAGAGAAAUGUGACUAUGGGACUUGCAGCUGGGGUCAUGCUUCUAUGCUCAAUCUGGAUCUUAACAACACUGUUUUGUUAAAUGCAGUGAAAGCCUUUUCACCUUUGAAGCUUAGAUUAGGAGGCACCUUGCAAGAUAAGGUCAUAUAUGACACAGGAAGCCCUCCACAACCCUGUACCCAGUUCGUUAAAAACAGUUCCGAGCUGUUUGGCUUCACACAGGGGUGCUUACCCAUGUCUAGAUGGGAUGAACUGAACAAUUUCUUCAAAAAGGCUGGCGCACUGGUUAUUUUUGGGUUAAAUGCACUCAAUGGAAGAAAUCUCUCUUCUGAUGGUUCUGCACUGGGGCCUUGGGACUACACCAAUGCUGCCUCUCUUAUACGUUAUACUGUAAACAAGGGUUAUGUCAUUUAUGGUUGGGAGCUUGGGAAUGAAUUGAGUGGAAACGGGGUUGGAGUAAGGGUUGCAGCAGACCAGUAUGCCUCCGAUGUUUUAUCUCUCCAACAUGUAGUUGAAGAUCUUUACAAGAAUUCUGAUGUAAAACCACUAGUUUUAGCACCAGGAGGUUUCUUUGAUGCAGGAUGGUACAAACAACUAGUAACAACAAUACCAAAAUCACUGGAUGUAGUCACUCACCACAUAUAUAAUCUUGGUCCAGGAGUAGAUACACACCUGAUAGACAAGAUCCUUGAUCCAACUUAUCUUGACGGUGAGGCAAAUACAUUUAGCAGCCUCCAAAGCAUUCUCAAAAGUACAGCAACCAAUGCAACUGCAUGGGUUGGAGAAGCAGGAGGUGCUUACAACAGCGGCCACAAUCUUGUCACAAAUGCAUUUGUGUUUAGUUUCUGGUACUUGGAUCAACUUGGCAUGUCAGCGACUUACGAUACUAAAACAUAUUGCAGACAAACAUUGAUUGGUGGGAACUAUGGCCUUCUCAAUACUACCACCUUUGUACCAAAUCCUGAUUACUACAGUGCUCUUCUUUGGCACCGAUUAAUGGGAAGGACAGUCCUCUCAACAAAUUUUACAGGAACAAAGAAGAUACGUGCAUACUCUCACUGUGCGAAACAAUCUCCGGGGAUAACAUUACUGCUGAUCAACCUUGAUGGCAACACCACUGUUCAAGUCCAUGUUACAACCCAGCAUGCUGCACUUUAUAAGACAUCGACUUUGAGACAUAAACACAGACACCAUAAACACAGAUCUCAUAAGACAAGGUUUACUCAGAUGCCUCGAGAUCAUAAAAACAGCAGAAUCACAAGAGAGGAAUACCACCUAACAGCCAAGGAUGGGAACUUGCACAGUCAAACUGUACAUUUAAAUGGGAACAUCUUGACUGUAAAUUCAUCUGGGGAUAUUCCUCCAUUGGAACCUAUAAGCGUAAACAGAUCUGAUCCGAUAACAGUUGCUCCUUUUUCUAUUGUAUUCGCCCACAUCCCUGAUAUUGAUGUUCCUGCUUGUAGGUAGGUCUGAUCAAAUGGAUCUGAAUUUGUUCUUUUUGAUGACCAUGAUCAAAUAAGAAAACAGAAUAUAUGCAAAUUUGUACAAUUGUACUGUUCCAGAAAAAUGAUAAGAGAGAACAAUAUAGUGCAAA